AUGGAUUCGGCUAUCGCUGCUCACCAAUUGCUCCAAUAUCUUCGCUUUGGAUAUCCUCCAAUUCUGCUAGUGAUUCUCUUUGUCUUCUUUUUGGUCCAUUCAUCACAGGUAGCCAAAAAUAAUGCCGGUCAGAGUACUGAAGUGCAGUAUGGCCCCGGUGGGAAACCACUGCCCAGGCGAACCCGAAUAAUGAUGGCAGUAGCCAAGGACUUGCCCGCGGAGCUCGCGCUAAAUAAAUCCAAAGCUUGGUUUGUUUGGUUGAGUCUUUUGGUGUUGGCAACAUAUGUUGGAGAGGCAGCUGUUCACAUGACCCACGCCAUGGUCUCAAAGUCGGAGCAGUGGUGGUGUGGUCAAGCAGUGGUGGUCUUUGUUGUUGGAUCUUUCUUCGCUCAUGCCGUCAUCUUCAUCUCUUUAAUCGAUACGAACCCCGCACCAUCAAUCGCACAAUUCAUCCCAUGGAUAUCAGCCAUCCCGUUCGAGGUAGCAAUUCUCUCGACUUCAGUCUCAAUAUAUGCUCAUACCCAUCAUGAACCUACAAUCCAAGAUCCAUUCGGUGGAAGAUUGCGCACAAAAAUCACAUUCUGGGAGGCAUUGGAGGUUUCCGCAGGCUCUGUGCGGGUUAUUGUUCUCACACUAUUGGUCGCAUCCUACAUUUUCAAGUCUGCUCGCAAACAUCGCGCCUUCAAGGAGGCUGAAGAUGCCGAUCCCGGAGAGACAACCAGCCUGCUAGAUUCAAGAGGCAAUGCCAACUCGGAUGACAGUGAUGGCUUGACCGAUGGCCAGCAGACCCCUCAAGUAGAAGCCUGGGUCCGGCCUUUGACGACCCCUUCCACCAACUGGAUGGAGUAUCUGAGUGGCUAUUCUCUAUUCUUUCCAUAUCUAUGGCCUUACAAAUCCCUCCGCUUGCAAGUUGUUGUCGUCAUCUGCUUUGGUAUAUUAAUUGUGCAGCGAGCGGUCAAUAUCCUAGUCCCAUAUCAAGUGGGAGUGAUCGCAGACUCAUUGUCCACCAGUGACGGAACUCUGCAGGUGCCUUGGUUGCCCAUUUGUUUGUAUAUCAUUUACCGUUGGCUUCAAGGCAGCCAAGGUUUCCUUGAGUCGGUUCGUUCCAACCUGUGGAUUUCAGUGAGUCAAUAUGCAUACAUGGAGCUGUCAACCGCGGCAUUUGAGCAUGUUCAUAAUCUAGGGUUGGACUUUCACCUAGGUAAAAAGAUGGGCGAGGUUCUUUCUGCUCUUACCAAAGGCAGCUCAAUUAACACUUUCCUUGAGCAAGUGACCUUCCAAGUGUUGCCUAUGUUCAUUGAUUUGGCCAUCGCCAUCGGAUACUUCCUAGUCGUAUUUGACGUGUACUACGCGUUGGCUGUCGCUAUCAUGACGUUCUUCUACCUCUAUUCGACUGUCAAAAUUGCCUCUUGGAGAGCCAAUAUGAGACGCCAAAUGGUGAACGCUUCUAGGCAGGAAGACGCUGUCAAGAAUGAUUCGCUUGUGUCCUACGAAACCGUCAAAUACUUCAACGCCGAGGAAUAUGAGUUCAAUCGCUAUCGAGGGGCAGUCUCGGACUACCUGCGGGCGGAAUGGCAUUCCCUCUUCGCGCAGAAUCUGAUGAAUAUUUUCCAGAAUGUCAUCUUUAUGCUUGGCCUUUUAAUCACCUGUUUUAUUUGCGCCUACCAGGUUGCUCGCGGUCAACGUGCAGUUGGCCAGUUCGUGACCCUCCUUACCUAUAUGGCCCAACUUCAAGCUCCCUUGAAUAUCUUUGGAACCUUCUACCGAUACAUUCAAUCUGCCUUGAUUAAUGCAGAGCGUCUACUGGAGCUGUUCCGCGUCCAGCCAUCGGUGGUGGAUGAACCAUCUGCAACGCCGCUAGCUGUCUGUCACGGCCGAAUUACAUUUGACGAUAUCCAAUUCUCAUAUGAUUCACGACGACCUGCUCUCAACGGGUUGACUUUUGAUUGCAAGCCAGGUACGACUACUGCUCUGGUGGGAGAAUCAGGUGGUGGAAAAUCGACAAUCUUCCGCUUGCUCUACAGAUUCUACAAUCCGACCGGCGGAAGCCUUUCGAUUGAUGGACACGACACCCAAACCUUGACAAUUGACUCUGUGCGGAGACACAUUGGCAUUGUCCCACAAGACACAGUUUUAUUCAAUGAAACACUCAUGUACAAUCUCAAAUACGCCAACCAAAAUGCCACCGACGAGGAAGUUUAUGAGGCCUGCCGCGCAGCCAGUGUACAUGACAAGAUCAUGGCCUUCCCCGAUGGCUACGAAACCAAAGUGGGAGACCGUGGCUUGCGACUAAGCGGUGGCGAGAAACAGCGCGUUGCCAUUGCCCGUACCAUUAUCAAGAAACCUCAGAUUAUCUUGCUUGACGAGGCAACGGCUGCAUUGGAUUCUGAGACGGAGCAGAACAUCCAAGAAGCACUAGCUAUCUUGUCGCGUGGACGCACUGUGCUAGUCAUUGCACAUCGGCUGAGCACGAUCACCACAGCUGAUAACAUUGUUGUAUUACAUGAAGGUCGGGUCGCAGAGAGUGGAACCCAUGAACAGUUACUGGCUUCUCACGGUCGAUAUACAAGUAUGUGGCAGAAGCAGAUUCGUGCACAGACCGAAUCAGUGGGCUUGGGAGCCUUGUCAGGCAAUAUAUAG
Molecule: messenger RNA, 2640 nt
Organism: Penicillium vulpinum
Lineage: Eukaryota; Fungi; Ascomycota; Eurotiomycetes; Eurotiales; Aspergillaceae
Exons: 3
Coding region: 1-2640 (879 amino acids)
Biological process (GO): transmembrane transport
Cellular component (GO): membrane
Molecular function (GO): ATP hydrolysis activity; ATP binding; ABC-type transporter activity
Source: RefSeq, a predicted model, not a curated record